AUGGAAUGUUUUACUGCUAGAAUUAGCAAAUUAUUUGAAAUGAAUUCAGAUUAGAAACCAGCUUUUCAGUUGGAAAUUUUUGAGAUCAAUAAAGUAGUAAAUACAAUACAAUCAGAAUAUAUUUUACUUAAUGAAUCAAUUACAUUACUUAAUAUUCAUGUUUAUUACAAAUGUCCAUCAAAUAAUAAAAAAGUCCAUAGUUAACUGAAUAAAUGUAAUAGUUGUAGUGGAUCUAAUAAGAUUUAUAACUUGAACCAUUAUUGUCAUGGAUCAAUUAAUACAAUUAAUAUCUAUGCUAAAUUCAAAGCAUAAACAAAUUACAAAGAAUUAACCUUAACUACAACAAGUAAUAGUAUAACUAUUGUAUAAAAAUUAACUAAUAAAAUUAUCACAUAAGAAACUAUAUUAUUAGUAGAAUUUUUAGAUGUAUGA
Paramecium primaurelia is the source of this 432-nucleotide messenger RNA. Lineage: Eukaryota; Ciliophora; Oligohymenophorea; Peniculida; Parameciidae. The record is from the annotation of a GenBank genome assembly.